AUGAACACAACCAAGCUGACUGUCGUUCAUUUCCCUAUGAACGUCAGUACAUAUGAGAAGCAGAACUACCCUGAGAGAUCUCUAAAUCAUAAAGUUAACAAGAUAGAAACUUUAGAGAACAACCCACUUCACAAAGCCUGUAGGAAGGGGGACCUUGGCCGAGUGAGACGCAUCUUGUCCCGGGAUUUGGUCAACGGUAGAGACAAAAAGCACAGGAGGACACCUCUCAUGGUGGCGGCGCAGAAGGGGCAUAGAAGAGUAUUUGGCUUUCUUAUUAGAAAAGGAGCUAAUGUGUCACAAGUAGAUGAUGAUGGCUUGAACAUCCUGCACUGGGCCUGUAAUGGCGGACAUGUGGGUAUGGUGAAGUAUGUACUUACACAACACAGUGUUGAUAUUAACAGUAGAAAUGCUUUUGGAAAAACAUCUCUGAUGAACGCUGCAUAUCAUGGGUACAGAGACGUAUUUGAUGUUCUCGUGUGUAUGGGAGCAAAUGUGUCACAAGUGGAUGAUGAUGGUAACAACAUCCUGCACUGGGCCUGUGUUGGCGGACAUGUGGGUAUGGUGAAGUAUCAACUCUCACAACACAUUAUUGAUAUUAACAGUACAUCAAAGAUAGGAGGAACUAUCCCGAUGAAGGCUGUUUAUUAUGGGCACGUGGACGUGCUUCCGGUUCUUGUGUGUAUGGGAGCUAAUGUGUCGCAAGUGGAUGAUGACGGCGACAACAUACUUCAUUAUGCCUCAUUUAGAGGACAUGCAGAGAUAGUAAAGUAUAUUCUAUCACAGGACAUGGUGAACAUUAACAGUAGAGGAAAGUACGGAAGGACACCAUUAAUGAGAUCAGCAUAUCAUGGAUAUAGAAAAGUGUUUGAUCUACUUGUGAGUAAAGGUGGUCAAACUCCCUUAACGGAUGACAAUGGUGACAACAUCCUUCAUCUGGCCACUCUUGAAGGACGUGUGGAGAUGGUGAAGCAAAUCCUCUCACAGAACAUGACAGACAUUAACGCCAGGGACCAGGAUGGGGAAACUGCAGCCAUGAUAGCAAAGCGUGAAGGACAACACGGAGUGUAUAACCUUCUUGUUUCGCGUGGCUGCCCAGUGCAAUAA
Messenger RNA from Haliotis rufescens (red abalone), 1104 nucleotides. Its product is annotated as inversin-like. The record is from RefSeq and is a predicted model, not a curated record. The coding region runs from base 1 to 1104 and encodes 367 amino acids. The transcript has 2 exons. Lineage: Eukaryota; Metazoa; Mollusca; Gastropoda; Lepetellida; Haliotidae. Gene Ontology annotation, molecular function: protein binding. Gene Ontology annotation, cellular component: cytoplasm.